AAUUAUAUGAGUUUUAUUUGAGAGUUUGUCUACAUUUUAUUAUGAUUUACAACAAUAAUUUUUGUUAAAGAUUUCGAACUGGUAUUUUUCGAACUUUUUGAAGGAAAACAAACAAAAACAAUGAUAAAUUCACCCGAUACCUGUGUCGAUAUUGAAUUAUAUCAAAAUGAUUUUGAUCUUAUCGAUAGUGAAUUUAUUCGAAAAAUUAUAUCGAUUUUUUGUGAUCAAGAUCAUGGUUAUCUUUGUUUGACUAACGAUUCAACAACAUAUGCUUUCGGCCAAGACAUUUGUAAUUGGUUAUCGUUGGUACAUGAUCCGAUACGACCACAACUAAUUACAGCUUUAAAUGGUAAAAAAAUUAUUCAAAUUGAUUCGGGUACUGAUUUUGUUGCCAUUUUAACUUGUGAUGGUCAAAUUUAUCUGGCCAGUGGAAAUUCAAUUUGGCAAACAAACAAUAAUCUUCGAUUAAUCACUACUGGUGAUGAUCGUUUUCAAAUGAUUGCCUGUGGAACCAAUUAUUUAUUAUUGCUAAGACGUGAUGGUCAUAUUUUUGCUAUGGGUGAUAAUGAAUAUGGUCAGAUAACCGGAAAUUUAGCAUCAUCAUAUGAAACUAUGGUUGACAUUGGUUUAGAAAAUAUUAAAUUGAUCACUUCUGGAUAUCAUCAUUGUCUUGCUCUUACGAAUUCGAAUAAACUUUAUUCAUGGGGCCGUAAUGAAAACGGACAAUUAGGUGUUGGUGAUAAAAAUGGACGAAAAGCACCAUCACUCGUUUUAUUUCAGAUUAAUUUUAUUAAUAAUCCAAUAAAAAGUAUAGUAGCCGGUGGAUAUCAUUCGUUAUUUUUGUUCGAGGAUGGUCAAAUUUUUGGAUGUGGUUAUCUUCAAUCGGCUAAUGAUAUAAAUGUAAUUGUGCCGACAAAAUUACCAUUUGAAAAUGUGCAAAACGUGGCUUGUGCAAAUUAUCUUAAUUUUUCAAUGAUUCUGGUUCAAUCAUCACAGUAUUAUGUAUGGGGUGAACAUCAGAAAAAAUCAUGGUUUCCACCUCAAAAAUUGAAUGGUCAAUUUAAAUCAUUUGCUGCUGCUGCAUCUAUGUUAAGAGAAUUGCCAAUGACAUAUGGUUUAACAUCAACAAUUGGUGUGUUUGAAUCAAAAGGUUCAAUAUUGUGCAGAUCAAUCAUCCAACUCUUUAAUAAUCCAAAAAAUUAUGAUUUUGAAUUUAUUAUCGGUGAUAAACGUAUCCAAACAUGUAAAUCAUUUCUACAAUCGGCAUCUGCAUAUUUUUUUCGUAUGUUUUUUCGUAAUUGGCGACAAAAAGAUAGUGUAACCAUUGAAUAUUAUUCCUAUGAUACAUACUAUUCUUAUAUUCGAAUGUUACAUGAUGGCUACAUUCGAAUCAAUAUAAACAAUAUUGCCGAAUUGAUCGAUUUAGCAAAUUUCUAUGAUGAUGAACGAUUGAUGGAAUAUUGUCAUACAUUUAUUGGUAAAAAUUUUACCCAACAAUCGAUCCAUUCACUUAUUCCAUUGAUAAUCAAUUAUAAAUUGAAUGGAUUCGAUGAUGAUCUUUGUCAGUAUGUCGAACAACCGACAUUGUCAAAAUUUUGUGACAAUUUACAGAUGGCCGAUGAAAAUACUUUAAAUCAUUUUCUUAAUUGGUUCUAUAAUGAACAAACAUUCUUUUGA
Messenger RNA from Dermatophagoides pteronyssinus (European house dust mite), 1677 nucleotides. Its product is annotated as RCC1 and BTB domain-containing protein 2-like. Gene Ontology annotation, molecular function: protein binding. Lineage: Eukaryota; Metazoa; Arthropoda; Arachnida; Sarcoptiformes; Pyroglyphidae. The record is from RefSeq and is a predicted model, not a curated record.